Molecule: messenger RNA, 943 nt
Organism: Ctenopharyngodon idella (grass carp)
Lineage: Eukaryota; Metazoa; Chordata; Actinopteri; Cypriniformes; Xenocyprididae
Product: cerebellin-1-like
Exons: 4
Coding region: 126-767 (213 amino acids)
Molecular function (GO): protein binding
Source: RefSeq, a predicted model, not a curated record
UUUGAUCUUCUCACUUAAAUACAGAUUAAUUUGAGUCAGUGUCCAAACAAUACAAGGGUCAUAUUUACUUUACAGCAUCAUGUGGUUCAGUAUUGCCCCAAACGGUGCAAAAUUCAACAUGCACUAUGAAAAUCAUAGCUAUGAAGAUGUUGGCAGCUCAAAAGAUGCUUUUAUUGCUCUGUGUUUGGGUCUCACUGGCACAUGAUUCAAUCACAUCGGCACAGCUGAAGAGCAUUGAGGAAAGGCUGACAGCCACAGAGGAAACUCUGAAAGAGCUGAAGAGAGAGAAUGAAGCUUUAAGGAUUUUGACACGAGCCGCAAGUAAUAAACUUGAAUCUCUCCAGGCAGAGAAUAGAGCCAAAGAGGUUGCCUUUUCAGUUGGACUUGUGGCAUCUGGAUCACAACAAUUUGGGCCCUUUGAAGCUCGGACACCCCUGAUCUACAAAAAAAUUUUCACUAACACGGGAAAUGCGUAUGACUCCAACACAGGUAUUUUCACAGCACCAGUGAAUGGAGUCUACUUCUUCAGAUUUUAUGCUCACGCUCACUCUUCUAAACAAAUGGCAGUCAGUCUCCUUAAAAAUAAUCAAACCCAGUGCUCUGUGUUUACUGAGAAGCCCGUGACCAAUGCUAACGCCAGCAAUGGUGUCGUUCUCUCGCUGGAGAAGGGUGAUCAAGUGAGCACACAGCUGUGGGACAACAGCUGGGUUUAUGAUUAUGAAAGCAGCUUCACCAGUUUCAGCGGUUUUCUGCUUUUUCCUCUGUGAGCGUCAACUGAAUUCAGAAUUGUGACAAAAAAUGUUACUAUUGUCAUAAUAAUAAUAAUAAUAAUAAUAUAUGUGUGAUAUUUACAUCAAAGGAAGAGAACAUUGUAUGAUACUAAACUCCUCCUUUACAUGAUAGGUAAAUAAGAAAUAAUAAUAAUAAAGAAGUCUUUAUUCUU